Molecule: messenger RNA, 1619 nt
Organism: Purpureocillium takamizusanense
Lineage: Eukaryota; Fungi; Ascomycota; Sordariomycetes; Hypocreales; Ophiocordycipitaceae
Exons: 5
Coding region: 277-1314 (345 amino acids)
Source: RefSeq, a predicted model, not a curated record
AAGGCAUCAUCAUGGUCCAGGCUAGGGGUCGGUGCGGCUGUGAGUCGGCAUAUCCGGAUAAAUUUGGAGUGGCAGGCAGCAGAAUGAUGCUAGUCUUGGACGCCGUGUCGUCGUCCGAGCGCAAUGGCAAGAGACCGCGCGUAGGGCUUACAACGACCUUGCAGUGUCGGAUAGGAAUUAGUAUAAGAAGGGUCCAGGGCCGUUAACAGAGAGUCGGACAAGGACGACCGAGGAGCCGGCAACCCUUGUACUUGCUAAGCGCUCAACCUUUUCAGGAUGCACUUGAGCCACGUCCUCGCUUUCCUGGUGCAGGCCGCUGCGCUUGUCGCGGCUGCAGAUGAGCCACCAAAGGUCAAGUGGACUCUUCACAAGAGCUGUUACGGAGACAUGGCGCUCCGUGAUGCCAUCCUCUUGGGAAUGGAAACCACCAAGGGCCGCGCCGUGGCUGCCUCCGCCAAGGUCCUGGAUACCAGCAAUGAAAAGGUGCAGGCUGCCGUCAAACUUCUUCUCGGAGGCGACGGCGAGAAAGCCAGGGCCGUCAGCGAACAGUUCGGCCUUUAUAAAGGUCUCGAGGGGCCGAUAGGGGCCCCUCAGGAUAAGAACGCGCUGACCGGGGCCAUCUACCUCGACUCUGAUGAGUGGAAGGCCGUGGCCAAAGGCAACGACAAACACUACCUCAAUUUUGUCCUUUACUGCGCACCGGAUCUUCUGGAGGAGCGGGACGAGUACGGCAAUAAAAUCUGGACUGACCUUGGACGCCAACGACGGUUCACCCUUGGGGGGACGCUGGUGCAGAUGAAGGAAGAAUCGGACAGAAAUGCCUGGAGAAACCCAGAGUCCAAGAUCCUGGGCCUCACGGAAACCGACAAGCCUGCUCAGCGGGACGGGAGCGGUGUCCCGGUGGGCGACUUGAAGAAGAUUGCCGAGACCAUCACGCUCCACCCGCUCUGGCUGCGGGAGAUGAGGGACCACGCUUAUGAUUUGCUGACUGCGGAGAAGCUGGCCGAUAUCAAGAAGCCGUCGGCUUGGCGAACGUUUCUUCAACGCCUCAAGGAUGCGCAGCCUCUGGCACGGCCCAUCGACGCCCUGAUGGGACUCGAGGGAACGCUCCACCAUGAGACUUACCACUUGACUUCAUUUGGCAAGUUGAUCGACACGCCCGAGGGCGCAGGUGCGUACGGCUGGGUCAACAACCAAAAGGCCAAAAACAUUAAGAAUCCGGAUCUGCUGGCGUAUCUGGCGCUCAUCAUCGACCUCGUGGACAACAAGAGCUGCAAGAUCAACGAGAGGGGCGAGGUAACUCCUCCAUCGUAGCUGGAGCGCCUGCUUCAAUAUGUCGCCGCGCUGUGUCGGUUCGAGUCUGUCUGUUACUUGAUACGAGCGUUCAAUGUACGCUGUUAGAUGAAUAAGUCUGAUCUGUGUAGUUUCCUCUCAGUUUCCCCUUGUCUGACAUUGCGUGGGAUAGAGGCCUUGUCAAACAACGUGCGCCAUGCGGCAGACCGCGCAUCAAGCAACGCCUCCAUGUAGCUCCCCAGGCGUACAGGCACCGCUCGGUUUUGCAGUGGGGACUAUAUGUGGUGACUGAUGUGGCAUUCAUUCUAUAAUUCAAGCGCAGGAAC